This is a messenger RNA of Soboliphyme baturini, 252 nucleotides long. The record is from the annotation of a GenBank genome assembly. Lineage: Eukaryota; Metazoa; Nematoda; Enoplea; Dioctophymatida; Soboliphymatidae.
AUGAAAAACGAUUAUGCGCCGGCGCAUUAUGUGCCGGCGAACGCUGUGAAUCUUGAUGGACAGAACAGCCAGUUCACCGAUGCCGAAUGUUUCCAACAAGGUAUGGCAUUUUUUGCUAAUGCCGUUUCGGCUUCGGCGCUUCGCAACGUCAUCCGUCCGUUCACUUGGUCAGAAAAGAUGCAUUUCACUCGCUUCGCCGUCCUCCACACUGAGCCACUGCAUCGGGCGGCCAUUCGCAAAAAUGCCGCAUAA